UUGACUUUUCCGCUUGAAAAUUGUUUGGGAAAUUUUUAUCUCAAUUCUUUCUACUAAAAAUGAAAACAAAUUGAACAGAUUUUAGUUAACUUAAUAUGAAGCUUUAUAUAAUUCUACUCGCAAUUACAUUUUCAAAUCAAUUUUAUUUGUGUGUCACGACAAGAUUACGGGAUGCCUGCUAUCCUUUACAGAAUUCAACAUGGGUGCAACUGUGUAAGGGUUCCAUGUCCAAGGAGAUAAAAAUCAAAUAUAAAGAUCAAUUGACCGUCGUUGGAACACCUUAUAAAAUAUUCCGUUUGAUGCAUGUUGAUUACUCCUUUAUGGUUUCAUUUUUUAAUUCACCAAUACUGAAUUGUUCUUGGAUAAAUGUCAAUGAUGAUUUCACCAUAAAAUGCCGAGGCAAACAACCGAUUUUAUUGAGGCAAUCGAAAUUCUAUUGCUUUGGCUAUGGGCUUUAUUAUUUGGCUGAUUUAUUGGCAUUGUGCAUGGAUCAGCAGGAUUCGCUAACGAAAAUUGCAAGUCAAGGAUCAUUCUCAGUGGUGCACUUAAGUUAUAUACCACCGUUAAAAGCGGCGCAGGCAGGUUUAAAUGUAAGCUAUCUUAACGUUUUAAUAAUGUUUUUAUUUCAUGUUUUGUUUGUUAAAUAAAGAAAUGAUAAUAUAAAAAAUGACAAUGAUAAGUC
This is a messenger RNA of Ceratitis capitata (Mediterranean fruit fly), 682 nucleotides long. RefSeq lists its product as uncharacterized. Bases 96 to 647 code for a protein of 183 amino acids. The transcript has a single exon. Lineage: Eukaryota; Metazoa; Arthropoda; Insecta; Diptera; Tephritidae. The record is from RefSeq and is a predicted model, not a curated record.